AUGUUCUCGUCCUCCCUGGUUUCCCUUUUUAUUUCCAGACUGGAUCAAAAGGUCCGACCAAUAUCACUUUCACCAUGCUGUCCUUGGCUUUACUUGGGUUUCCUGUACUCGAACCCAACCCGAACCCAACUCGAACCCAACUCGAACCCAACUCGAACCCAACUCAAAUCCAACUUGAACCCAACUCGAACCCAAAUCGAACCCAACUCGAACCCAACUCAAAUCCAACUUGAACCCAAAUCGAACCCAAAUCAAACCCAACUCGAACCCAACUCGAACUCAACUCGAACCCAACUCGAACCCAACUCGAACCCAACUCGAAUCCAACUCGAACUCAACUCGAACCCAACUCAAACCCAACUGGAACCCAACUCGAACCCAACUCGAACCCAACUCGAACCCAACUCAAAUCCAACUUGA
Molecule: messenger RNA, 420 nt
Organism: Brassicogethes aeneus
Lineage: Eukaryota; Metazoa; Arthropoda; Insecta; Coleoptera; Nitidulidae
Source: the annotation of a GenBank genome assembly